Molecule: messenger RNA, 1000 nt
Organism: Hydractinia symbiolongicarpus
Lineage: Eukaryota; Metazoa; Cnidaria; Hydrozoa; Anthoathecata; Hydractiniidae
Product: insulin gene enhancer protein ISL-1-like
Exons: 5
Coding region: 1-903 (300 amino acids)
Biological process (GO): axonogenesis; neuron fate specification; positive regulation of transcription by RNA polymerase II
Cellular component (GO): nucleus
Molecular function (GO): cis-regulatory region sequence-specific DNA binding; DNA-binding transcription factor activity, RNA polymerase II-specific
Source: RefSeq, a predicted model, not a curated record
AUGAACGUGUGCAAGGGAUGCAAAAAUCUCAUCACAGAUUCUGUGUUUAUGAGAGUAACACCAGACCAAGAAUGGCAUACCGAAUGUUUGAAGUGUUUUCGAUGCGGUAUAAUGUUGAACGAUUCCAUGUUAACACGAUGCUACAUACCAGAUGGGCAACCCCUUUGUGAGAUGGACUAUCUAAGGUAUGGCGGAAUCUUUUUGUACAUUAUUGUGUUUCAUAGAUACUGUGUUACGUUAUUCUUGAAAAAAUGUGCGGGAUGUGGGAUUGAGUUGGAAAAGAACGACUUAGUGAUGAAAACAGAGAAGAGAUUCUUUCAUGUCAAAUGUUUUACAUGUCAAAUAUGUCAUGCAUUGCUGACGUCAGGUGAUCAAUUUCGUAUGACAGAGAAGGGAGUCAUAUGUCAUGUACAUAAUCAGGACUUGAAGAUUCAGAUGAAAAGCACUGGCUUUGUACCUAAAAAUAUUUUGUGCGCAUCUGAAGUAAAAGAAUAUCUUAUCGGGGAAAAAAAAUCGGGGGAAAAUUUCGUCAGAAUAAAAGAAAAAGGUCGGGGUAAAUUCUUAGUCGGGUAUAAAAAUCGGCAUCGACAUUUUUUUUGUCUAGCAGAGCAACCAAACUCAAGAAGUCACAACACUACUGAAAGUAAGGCGGAACAAUUAAAGUCAGCCAGAGAGAGGACAGUCAUAAACGAAAAACAAUUGCUGAUCUUGAAUGCGUGGUACGCUGACAAUUCUCGGCCGGAUGCUUUGUUAAGGGAAGAACUGGGUCACGUAACUGGUCUGUCAACUCGUGUGAUAAGGGUGUGGUUUCAAAACAAAAGGUGUAAAGACAAAAAAAAAUCCGCAGCUUUGAAGAAACAACAGAAUGUUUUAUUAGUAAGUGAAAUCUUGCCGGCUCGUUAAUUUAGCAUUGUUUCAAAUCGCUUUAUUUUUUCGCAGUAAUUUCUGACUCGGAGUUAACCCGGAAUUGAUUAAUUUUUUUGAAGAAAUAUGCCUAAUA